GAGGUGAGGAGAGGUUAGGGGAGGGGGUGGGCUGCGUGGAAAGACACACAGUGGUUAAGGUAUAAAUGCAGUGAGUGACACGAUUCACGUCCACUCUGGUCGUAGGAAGGUUUGAGUCAGCCACAAAAUGAUCGGCCUGAUUGUUCUCACGCUUCUGGGCACUGCAGCUGCAGCCCCUACAGAUGACAGGAUUGUAGGUGGCUACGAGUGUGCAGCCCACAGCCAACCCUGGCAGGUGUCUAUCAAUAUUGGCUACCACUUCUGCGGCGGCUCCCUCAUCAACGACCGGUGGAUCAUCUCUGCUGCUCACUGCUGGCAAAACCCUUACUCCCUGAUUGCAAUCUUGGGUGACCACCACAUCUGGCAGUACGAGGGCACAGAGCAGUACAUGCCAGUGGACGCCAUCUACUGGCAUGAGAGUUACGACUACAAGACCAUGGACUAUGACAUCAUGCUGAUGAAGUUAGCACACCCCGCCACUGUGAACCAAUACGUCAAGCCUGUUGCCCUGCCCAGAGCCUGCCCCACACCCGGGGACAUGUGCACGGUGUCUGGAUGGGGGAACAUCUACAGUGAUCAAGUGUUCAACCCAUUUCUACUCCAGUGUGUGAACGUUCCUAUUUUGUCCUACAAGGACUGUGGUGGCUCCUACCCUGGCAUGAUCACUGACCGCAUGGUGUGCGCUGGAUACCUGGAGGGAGGCAAGGAUGCUUGUCAGGGUGACUCUGGUGGUCCUCUGGUGUGUAAUGGGGAGCUGCAGGGCAUCGUCUCUUGGGGCCAGGGCUGCGCUUUGCCCAACUAUCCAGGCGUUUACACCAAAGUCUGCUCUCUGAUGCCCUGGAUCGAAGACAUUCUCUACAGAUACAGCUCCAGAGACUUUGCACAUGGUGCCAGCGGGGGCACAGCUGGUGGGCAGAGCCACGGGCUGCACGUACUGGUUGAGGGUGGCGGGCUUGCUCAGCUUGAUCAGCAUGAUGUCAUUGUUGAUGUUGUAGGAGCUGUAGUUGGGGUGGCGGAUGACACGGGAGGAGCUGAUGAACUGCUCGGUUCCCUCAGUGACCCUGAUGUUGUGCUCGCCCAGACGCACCUCCACACGGCUGGAGUGGAAAGAGAGGAUUUUUGGCAGCUGACUAGAUACUUUGCACAUGGUGCCAACGGGGGCACAGCUGGUGGGCAGAGCCACGGGCUGCACGUACCAGUUCAGGGUGGCAGGCUUGCUCAGCUUGAUCAGCAUGAUGUCAUUGCUGUUGUUGUAGGAGUUGUAGAAGGGGUGGCGGAUGACACGGGAGGCACGGAUGAACUGCUCGGUUCCCUCAUUGACCCCGAUGAUGUGCUCGCCCAGACGCACCUCCACACGGCUAAGAACAACAGAAAGCCAGAGACUUUGCACAUGGUGCCAGCAGGGGCACAGCUGGUGGGCAGAGCCACAGGCUGCACGCGAAUGAGUAAAAUAUGUAGAGGGCGCUUACGACAUGUAGCAGUGAGCAGCAGACACAACCCAGUUCUCAUUGACCAGGGAGCCUCCACAGAAGUGGUAGCCAGAGUUCAGAGACACUUGAUGGGGCUGAGAAUGAGGGGUCCAGGUGAAGCCUCUCAUCGACAGGAUCACACAGCAACCAUGAGGUCUCUGGUCUUCGUUCUGCUCAUCGGAGCUGCCUUUGCUACCGAGGACGACAAGAUCGUCGGAGGGUAUGAGUGCAAGCCCUACUCCCAGCCCCAUCAGGUGUCUCUGAACUCUGGCUACCACUUCUGUGGAGGCUCCCUGGUCAGCGAGAACUGGGUUGUGUCUGCUGCUCACUGCUACAAGUCCCGUGUGGAGGUGCGUCUGGGCGAGCACAACAUCAGGGUCACUGAGGGAACCGAGCAGUUCAUCAGCUCCUCCCGUGUCAUCCGCCACCCCAACUACAGCUCCUACAACAUCAACAAUGACAUCAUGCUGAUCAAGCUGAGCAAGCCUGCCACCCUCAACCAGUACGUGCAGCCCGUGGCUCUGCCCACCAGCUGUGCCCCCGCUGGCACCAUGUGCAAAGUCUCUGGCUGGGGCAACACCAUGAGCUCCACUGCUGACAGGAACAAGCUGCAGUGCCUGGACAUCCCCAUCCUGUCCGACAGGGACUGUGAUAACUCCUACCCUGGAAUGAUCACCCAGGCCAUGUUCUGCGCUGGAUACCUGGAGGGAGGCAAGGACUCUUGCCAGGGUGACUCUGGUGGUCCCGUCGUGUGCAAUGGUGAGCUGCAGGGUGUUGUGUCCUGGGGCUACGGAUGUGCCGAGAAGGACCACCCUGGUGUCUACGCCAAGGUCUGCAUCUUCAACAACUGGCUGGAGAGGACCAUGGCCAGCUAUUAAGUCUGAUCCUGCGACCACCAUCUUACUCUGCUGCCUUUCUUCCAUCAUUCUGACUCCAGCAUUGUUGUAGAGUUUUGAAAAAUGUGCAGCCAUUUUCCAUCUGAAUCAAUAAAGUCUUACAUCUUGACUUUCAAA
This is a messenger RNA of Lates calcarifer (barramundi perch), 2482 nucleotides long. RefSeq lists its product as uncharacterized. Bases 128 to 2347 code for a protein of 739 amino acids. NCBI's taxonomy places the organism in Eukaryota, Metazoa, Chordata, Actinopteri, Centropomidae. The record is from RefSeq and is a predicted model, not a curated record. Gene Ontology annotation, molecular function: serine-type endopeptidase activity. Gene Ontology annotation, biological process: proteolysis. The transcript has 15 exons.